AUGGCUCAAUCAACACCACCCAAUCCUCCUCUUCCACCCAUCACCAAAGGUUUGGAGUUUGAAUUCGCACUUCUCUGGCGAUUUGAUUCGGACGAUCGCGGGGGGAAAGUCGAGUUUCCCGUCGAAGGGAACACGGGUAUCCACAAUGGUUAUAUUGUCGUGGCACGGGACAAGUUACCGGAGUACGAAUCGAAUUGGAUAGAGUACCUUGACGGUCUCAAAGCGGCUCGCCGGGGUGUGUAUGAGCUGCUCUCGAAAAAUGGCGUCGACGUCCAUGAGCCUGAUUAUGAGAAGGAAGAACGAGAUCUAGUUUUUCCUGUAGACCCCAGUCUUCGCUGGUCCAUGAAUACGGUGAAUCCUCGGUAUCAUCGUUGGAAUGUAGUCCCCGAAACCAUGGUUGAUAAGUUUAGGCUGGACCAGUUGGACCUCAAAGGAACACCAUUCCACGCCGUGGAUGUAGAGUUGACUUCACCAGCCAUGACAAAUGGCAAAGAAGCAGAUGACGAGAUCGUACGAGUGGUCAAGCUCAUCACGGACAAUCUCGUCUACUUUGUCCACGAAAAGUGCGGAUUCCACGUCCAUGUCGGCCAAGGCCCAACCAUGUGGGCCAUGGAGCACUUGCGCAAGAUGGCUGCUGUAUGUUAUGCAAUGGAGAUUUGGUUUGAUGACUUGCACCCAGAGCACCGACGAACAAACGAUGAAUUUUGCCCCAGCCUCUUCAAAAAGUCACGCCUCUCCCAAGGCAUGAAGGGCGAGCUAGCAAACGACUACGCACGACGCGGCGUGACACCCCUUUUCGUGGAUUUUCCAAGUAUGGGUCCGAACCCUAAAGUCACUUUACAAGAGGCAUGGAAGGAGCUCAACGAUGCAGGAACGGCUCAAGCAAUACACAAUUUGCUACCAUGGCCCUGCGCGUACAACUUGACCCAUGUUGGUGGGGAGGCCAAGGGCACCGUCGAGUUUCGUCAAGCGGCAGGCACCAUGAAUGAGGUGUGGGCCGUCCACUGGUCCAAUCUCGUCUGCGGGUUGAUAGACUGGGCGAGACGGGCUACCGACGACGAGGUGAGCGAGCUACUCUUGAACGGCGAACUGGUUCAAGCAGGCGCCAAAAAGACAUAUACCGUGGAUGAUCUGAUCCGCAAAACGCUCAACCUGCCAGAAAUCGCUGACUAUAUCAAAGGGACCACGCCGGAUGAACGGGCUACCCCCAGAGUCACUGGGCAGCAGGCGGAAUGGCGAAAGGAUGAAAACUUUGAGUACGAUCUGAUAGGCCCAAAUAUGAAACCUCGAGCGAAUUGGCCAUAG
Messenger RNA from Pestalotiopsis fici W106-1, 1305 nucleotides. RefSeq lists its product as uncharacterized. Bases 1 to 1305 code for a protein of 434 amino acids. The transcript has a single exon. The record is from RefSeq and is a predicted model, not a curated record. Lineage: Eukaryota; Fungi; Ascomycota; Sordariomycetes; Amphisphaeriales; Sporocadaceae.